ACUUCAUUUCUGAAAUUAAAUUUACCAGUAAACGGAAAAGAAAAAAAAAAAAAAUACAAAGAAGAGAAAUUCCAUUAAGAAACGCCUUUCCUUUUUUAUCUCCGAUCUUUUUCAAAGCUCUGAAAAAUCCUUUCUCGUUCUCGACGAAAACAGGGAGAGACAAACAUCGAAAAACCGAAAGAGAAAGAUCUGCCACAAUCAAACAGGGAUUGGGUUUUUGAGUAUGGUUUUGGCAAUUUGGAGUGGGUAUUGAAUUGUAAUUGAAGGAUGGGUGGAAUGUGAGGGGUCAGAUUUUUGGGGUGGCUUUGAUCUUUGGUGUAAGGGGUUUGUUUGUAGAAAUGGCUGAUAUAGCAGGUUUACAAGAAGCAGCAGGGUCUAGAUUUAGUCAGUUGGAGUUGAUUGGCAGAGGAUCCUUUGGCGAUGUCUAUAAAGCGUUUGAUAAGGAACUUAACAAAGAAGUUGCUAUUAAAGUUAUUGAUUUAGAGGAAUCUGAGGAUGAAAUUGAGGACAUCCAGAAGGAAAUUUCUGUUUUGUCACAAUGCCGUUGUCAAUAUAUCACAGAGUAUUAUGGUUCCUAUCUUCACCAAACUAAACUAUGGAUAAUAAUGGAAUACAUGGCUGGUGGUUCAGUUGCUGACCUACUUCAAUCAGGCCCUCCACUAGAUGAAAUAUCAAUUGCCUGUAUUUCACGGGAUUUACUGCAUGCAGUUGAAUAUUUACAUAGUGAAGGAAAAAUUCACAGAGAUAUCAAAGCUGCAAACAUUUUAUUGACUGAGAAUGGUGAUGUUAAGGUUGCAGAUUUUGGUGUUUCAGCACAAUUAACAAGGACGAUAUCAAGGAGGAAGACUUUUGUAGGAACACCAUUCUGGAUGGCACCUGAAGUGAUUCAGAAUACAGAAGGAUACAAUGAGAAGGCUGAUAUAUGGUCUUUGGGCAUAACUGUGAUUGAAAUGGCCAAAGGAGAACCUCCACUUGCAGACCUUCACCCUAUGAGAGUUCUCUUUAUAAUACCUCGAGAAAAUCCACCUCAGUUGGAUGAGCAUUUUUCCCGCCUUAUGAAAGAAUUUGUUUCCUUAUGUUUAAAGAAAGUACCUGCUGAGAGGUCUAGUGCCAAGGAACUUCUUAGGCAUCGAUUUAUCAGGAAUGCUAGGAAGAGUCAGAGACUUCUGGAGAGAAUUAGAGAGCGCCCAAAGUACCAAUUAAAGGAAGAUGCAGAAGCCCCCAGAAAUGGCCCCAAAGCUGUAGGAGAGUCAACUGACACUGUGAAGGUGACAAGAGAUAUAAGAGGUGAAGAAACUGUUCGAGCUAGUAAUCAAGGGAAAACAUUUAAAAAUGCUGGAUGGGACUUCAGCAUUGGUGGACCACAGAGUACAGGUGCUGUCCGAAGUGCUGUAAGACCUCCUCAGGUUAGAGAAACGAAACCAGAAGUUGCAUAUAAUCAAGCUGUACCAAGAGCUCCUGAGAGUGGUAAUGCGCAUGAUGAAUUCCCAGAAGUUUCCUUUAGAAAAGACUCUAGAGAGUCAUAUUAUGAUGAACAUCAGGAUAAUUACCAUGAUGAUGAAACUUCUGUCAGUGGGUCGGGAACUGUUGUCAUAAGAUCUCCUAGAGGAUCUCAAUCAUCUUCAUUGUUUCAUGACCCAUCCUCUCUUUCUAGCAGUGCAUAUGCUUCUUUUGAAGAUGCUUCUACCAGUGGAACUGUUGUUUUCCGUGGCCAACAUGAUGACACCGGUUCUCCUCGAACUCCAAGAUCCAGGCUAGGAUUUCAAGAGAGAACUUCAAGUGCAUCAGUUGAAGAUAGUGCAGCAAAUCUUGCUGAGGCAAAGUCCGCAAUUCAAGCAGGGUUAAGGAAAGGAAAUGCUAGGGACAGGUCUGCACUGAGCAAGAUCAAUAGUGCUGGGCACGAAAACAGAAGAAGAGAUCAAAUGAGUAACAGUUCUGAUUCUUCCAGAAGUUCACGUGAAUUUUUUGAUGUGCAAAGAUUUUUUCCAAGAUCACGUCAACCAAGUGAUGAUGAAGAAAAUGCAAAGAUAGCAUUGUCAUCUGUACCACUAUCCAUGUUGCUUAUCCCUUCCCUAAAAGAGGUCAUUGCUGAUGAUUCAGAAGGGUCAGUUGUGCAUGCAGUUACAAAUUCUCUUAUAAAUAUGGAGCGUACAAAGCCUGGAUCUUGUGAAGCUCUUGUUCGCAGGUUGCUUGAGCAAUUGGCAAGCUCAAAGGAAUCUUCAGUGAAAGAUAUGCAGGAGCUAGCAGCUCGCCUGUUCAAUAAGGGCAAGACGACUCCUAAAGAUGCACAAAAUACAAACAUGGAAACUGACGGUAGGAAAAAGCAGCAUCAUAAAGAACUUCAUUCAAAUUCCAACUUGAGCCCUCUUGCGAGAUUUUUACUUUCUAGAUGGCAAAGCCAAACGUCGGGGGAUCUCAACCCAACUUGAAGGAAAAUGUGAGUUUGAUUAUAUCUCUGUUUUGUAGUGUGUUUUCCUUUAUGCAUUUUGCUGAUUUUAAUGUACAUAACAUUUUAAGCAAUUGUGUAUUUAUCAUCCAUUAUGAUUAAUUUUCUAUUUUCAUAUUUUUAUUUUGCUGUGGCAGCAUUGAUGCAUAAUUAGGUUUUGCUAUUAUAACAUUACAAGAUGUAAUCUCAUUAACUAUUAAUCAUUCAUUAAAAAUAAUCUGAGUGAUAAUCUUGCGAGUGAAUUUGCUUAGGGUUAAUAGUCUUCCUUUGUUUUCCGUGAUAUAUCUGAUAAUUUUCGUGAAUGAAUGGAUUGGAGGCCAUGCUACCAUUGCCACCUUUUCAGUCAUCCUUAGUUGUUAAUGGUGUCUCGAGUGAAUAGCGCCAACCUUCCAUGUUUUAAUGGAUGAAGAGAGCUGAGUUUGGUAUUAUCAAUGGUUGAUCUGGUUAUCUUACUAGCAUAUAGUCUCCUGCUGAAAGAAGUUUUUGAAAUCGAUCUUUCCAAGUUUCAUAUGAAGAUAAGAUAUGGCUGCCACUGGUGUAAUACUUCCUCCUCAGCCAAGUAGAUUCUUAAAAUCUUGGUUAAAAAAAACAAACUACCAAAGUUCUUAAAGGUUAGAAGAUGAGCUCUUUUUUUUGUCAUGGGUCUAGUUGGUAACAAUAUGAGCUUUAUCUCUGUCAAUUUUGGUUCAAUCCUUGUAAAAUGCAUUUAGAAAAAUUAAUACAUAUAUAUAUUUAUUUAUUUAUUUAUUAAAUACACCAAAUCAAUGCGAAAAAGUGCGUUCCUCAAAUCAACCAGUGGAAAAAAAAAAAUUAAGUUGGAUGGAAAGCUUGACGAUCCCCUUUCUUUUUACCGAAAAAGUUUGUCUCGACCCUAGACCACUGUGCAUUACACUAAUGGUGGAUUAAAAGUGAACAUCAGUAACUCAAGAAUAGUAGAGAACUCAACCAUUGGCAACAUUCAAUUACCACAAGUUUUACAAGUUUUAUAUAUAACAGGUUAUUUCAAUUAAGGGUUCAACUUUUCAGGCUGGAUGCAAGGAGAUUGUCAUUAAGCAACAACAAAAAAAGAACCUAUUACACAAAAUUUUCUAAGUUGAAACUCUAGAUAGCAACCAUCCAUAAUGGUUUUGUCACAAAUUUGUGACCAGUGGGUUUGCUUGCAACCUAAGAUUAUAGGCAAAAUAAAAUUUAGGAAUUGAAUUCAUAUACACCUUUUGAAAUUCUAUUUGAGUUCUCGAGUAGCGAUUGUUAGGACUUUGAAUGCCAAGCACUGUUUAAUUGCAAACGUUGAAUGAAUAAGCCAACUUCUGGGUCGGAAGAGGGGAAAUAUACGAAGUAAACAAACCAGCAGAAGUUCCUUACAGUUUAGAAGAGUCAUCUGCAUAUGAUUGAUAGAAAGCAAAACAAGAUCUUUAUCACAUUU
This is a messenger RNA of Durio zibethinus, 3869 nucleotides long. The record is from RefSeq and is a predicted model, not a curated record. NCBI's taxonomy places the organism in Eukaryota, Viridiplantae, Streptophyta, Magnoliopsida, Malvales, Malvaceae.